GUUCAGGGGAAGUGAGCUGUGUGCACCCACCUUCCCCCGGGGCUUGUGCACAGGGGUAAGCCCCACACCCGCCCCGACUCCAGGCCACCAGAGUGGCCGAGUGCAUCUCCUGCCCCACAUUUAAAUCCUCUGCCCUUCCCAGGACGAUUUGAAAUCCCUCUUCCCCCUUCCCCAUGCGUUGGCUGCCGGGGGUAACCGCUUCGCUGCCUCCUCCUGGCACCGCACGGUGGCUGGUUGCUGGAGUCGCUGACUCUGCUUCCGGAAUGCCGGUGGCCCAGUGCCCGGGGCUGCCCUGGCCUGUUUCCCCGCACGCUGAGGUCCCGGAAUCCUGCACACACUUAGGCGUACAGCCCGAGUGCCUCUCCCUGUAGGGCUCCCCGCUGCGGCCGGGCCACAGCUUCCUGCGGGACGGCACCUCGCUGGGCAUGCUGCGGGAGCUGAUGGUCGUCAUCCGCAUCUGGGGCCUGCUGAAGCCCAGCUGCCUGCCCGUGUACACGGCCACCUCAGACACCCAGGACAGCAUGUCGCUGCUCUUCCGCCUGCUCACCAAGCUCUGGAUCUGCUGCCGUGACGAGGGCCCCACGAGCGAGCCGGAUGAGGCCCUUGUGGAUGAGUGUUGCCUGCUGCCCAGCCAGCUGCUCAUCCCCAGCCUGGACUGGCUGCCCGUCAGCGACGGCCUGGUCAGCCGCCUGCAGCCCAAGCAGCCUCUGCGCCUGCACUUCGGCAGGGCCCCCACGCUGCCCGCCAGCGCCAGCACCCUGCAGCUGGACGGCCUUGUCAGGUGCGUGCCGCCUCUGCCCCGCGGCCUCCGCCUGCGCCGGGCCAGCCGCUGCUCUCUGGCCUUGAUCGUGACGCUGGCCCCGGGAGACAUCCUCGCUCGGCCGGUGAUGGCCCUGCCGCCUAUCCAUGCCUGCACUUGGGCAUCUGUGUGCGUCACCGUUCCUCCAGUCUCCCCCUGCGUGGAGUGUCGCGUGGCCGGUGUCUGA
Molecule: messenger RNA, 986 nt
Organism: Leptonychotes weddellii (Weddell seal)
Lineage: Eukaryota; Metazoa; Chordata; Mammalia; Carnivora; Phocidae
Source: RefSeq, a predicted model, not a curated record